AGGUCCUGACUAUAGGCAUUUAUAGAACAAAUCAUAUUGAAAUGAGAUGGGGACACUAAAUGGCAUUUCUUUUUCAUAGAAGAAUCUUCUAAUGUCUAUACAAACAUGCAUGUGAGCUUGUCUUUUAUUUUGUGGAGACAUUUGAUGUCAUACCCUGCACCAUCAUCCUUCUCAUCCUUCAUAUUCAUCAUAUAUUGGUCUAUAGGCCCCCUUGCAUCUCUAUUUGACAUUUAUGGCAAAGAAGAUGAGUGUCAGCCACUGAGCCCACUACCAUAAUAAGAUUCAUUAUCUACUAUGUCAUCAAAUCUUCAUUGUGCCAAAUGCUUUGACAUGGUUAUUUUGUUCAUGUAAGCAUAAAUCUCUUCUUUCGUCUGCUCUGACACUUUGGCACAUGGUGAAACAUUCUUAUGAGAACUAAAAAAAAAAAUUCUUUCAUUAUGGUUACAUCAUUGCUAACAACUUUAUCACAAUAGGUGUAUAUCUUUACAUUCCCUCCAAUUUUUACUUGUUCCCUAUGCUUCCAUACUGGAUCUCUUCUAUUUCUCUUUGAGCUUUUCUCAUAACUUUUAACCCUUUUAGAAAACCGAAACAUGAAAUGUUACUCGACAAAAGGAUUAUAAAAUGCAAACGUUUUUAAAAAAGGAAACCUUAAACAAAUAAAAAAAAAAGGUUUGGGAAAUAAAAAUGACUAUUGUUAAUGGUAAGAGAUGUGUGGAGGAUGGCUCGGCAAGGUAGCCGUGGCGAUGGUAUUGUAGCAGGGCGAUGAAGUGCAAUUGAGAAGUGGUUGGAAUUAGGCGAGACUGUGGGUGGGGAAUUAAGAGUACUCAAGGAGAGGAAAUGUGGGCUUUAGGUUUAGAUGGAGUUUUAUUGUAGUGAAAUAGUAAAUUGUUGUUUUAAGAAUGUAUUUUAUUUAUAAUUUUUUGAAAAAUCAUUCUAAACCAUAAGAUAUGUGACAUAAGCCUUUUGUUUAUUGCAUAGAGGUUUCAUGUUAGGUGCAACCUCAUCGGGGCUACAAUGGCGGCGCUACAACGAUCAAGUGACAAUGUGCAAUUGAGAAGCGGCUGGAGUCAGUUGAGAGUAUGCUUGUGGGACUUGAAGUAGUUGAGGAGAGGAACCUCAAACUUUAGGUUUAGAUGGAGAUUUGUUGUAGUGAAAUAAUAAAAUUAAGUUUUAGAAUAUAUUUUAUUAAAAAUCACCAAAACCCCUAAGAUUUGUGACUUUCGCCUCUUAUUUAUUACGUAGAGGUGUGCUUGAACCUUGUUGAGGUGUAGGCGUGUAUAGCCUUAGCAUGGUUACCAUGAGGCGUUUAUUUCAUGGCAAAAUUUCCCAGAAGCACUAAUGCAUAUCUUUUAUUGUGCAAUUUUAAGCAAUGGGUAUAAGUAACUUACACUUCGGAGACAUGAUUCUAUUUUGUUAUGGGAAAUUUUUUUCAAAUAUCUUAUUUUAUUUCAUGCAACAAAAUUGUUUUGUGGAAUUGUUGGAUGGAUAUCAACAAUAACAUUCACUGGAGCUUUUUCUCCCAAGCCAAGAACUGGUAUGGAACAGGAGUCUAAUCAUCCACCAGAUGUCCCGUAUCAGCCAUCCUGGCGCGGUUUCUCAUUAUUUUGCAUAAUGGUUGCGAUAUUUGGCCCUGUUAGAGUUUCUUGGUGAAGUUUGAUUGCUUUUAAUUCCCAGCCGAUAUUUCCCUGUGAGCGCAUUUUUAUCUUUAACAUUGAUUGAGUUACCCUCUCCACAUCAUCAAUGGUCUGUGCAGAAUUGUUCAGUGGCUAGAGUGGAUAGUAUGAUGGGAACAGUUUACGCUGUGCGCCUAGGAAUGACUAAUGUUGUUGUUGAAGAUACCAGGGUUUCUGGUCAUAUUCAAACUUCAGCCCUGCAUGUUGUACUACCGGAUAAUUUGUUGCUAUACCUUGUACCUGUCACUAGCUCUAUUGAUGCGGUUGAAGGGAUAGAUCCUAUUCCUUCUUCAGGCGUCUGGUAUGUUUUUCCAGGCCAACUGUACAUAAUUUAUAUGAAGGUUUUCUCAGAAGGGCCGGAUUCAAAUGAGAUACUCAUCACCGAGAACACUGACCUUAAGUUGGAAGAUAACGCUUUUGUGUCUUGGGAUAUAUUGCCUGUUUCUAAUGCUGAUGCUGCAAAAUAUGGCUGGCGAAAUUCAAGAUUACUCAAACCAUAUUCUUUGGGAGAGGGCACUCUAACAGCUUCUCUGUUUUAUCAUAGUGAAAACAAUGAAGAGGUUCAGGUUCUUGAGGUUGUGCAAGCAGUCACUGUAUGUAGAAAAGUGAAGUUUAGUAUAAAAGAACAAGUUGAGUCCUUAGAUUCCAUCCGCAUACCCUGGGCUCCUGGUAUUUACCAGGAAAUACAACUGAAUGCAACUGGAGGUUGUGGCAAGCUGUUUUGGUUAUCUGCUAAUGAGGCAAUUGUAUCAGUGACUGCUUCUGGUUUUGUGCGGGCCAAAAGGCUUGGUACAACAACGAUUAAAGUAUUCUCAUUGUUUGAUUCAAUAAAUUGUGACGAGGUUGUUUUGGAAGUUACUUCACCUUCUGCGAUGGUUGUUCUUCCAAUCUAUCCUGUAGAGGUGGAAGUUGGAACUGAACUGAAAGCUGCUGUGAGCUUAAAGACAUCUGAUGGUAACUACUUUUAUCAAUGUGAUGCUUUCAACUCUUUCAUGAAGUGGAAUGUUUUUUCUGAAAGUGAAACUUUCAGAGCUCUGAACACAACUGAGAAGAUAUGUGAAGCCGACAUGCUCCAUCUCACAGAGAUCUCCAAGCAAUCCUACGUUCAGCCUUGUGCAUGGACUUGUUUAUUUGCUUAUGGUACUGGCAGGGCCAUGCUACAUGCAACUUUGUCGAUUGACUUACAUUCUCCUUUCCAUUUCAUGGAUGGGCCUUUAAUUUUAAAAACAGCUUUUCCUAUAGCUGCAUAUUCUCCACUUGUUGCUUACCAGGCAGGAAAUGGAAAUAGAUUUGGAGGCUACUGGAUUGACGUGCCUGAAAUAAAUAAUGGAAUCAAACAUUCGUACUCUACAGCUUUGGAUGAGUUGUAUCUUGCCCCUGGCUCUGCUAUGGAUGUCCAUUUAAGUGGAGGACCUGAAAGAUGGGAUCUACAUGUUGAGUAUGUUGAAAGUGUUGAAGUUACUGGUGAACAAAAUCUACCAGUAACUGAUGGUGUUCAGGUGCAGCAGACGCACUGCAAUGGGAGAAGAUUGUACACAGCUCUAUGCCUUUCCGUGGGGCAGUUUAAACUUCUCUUUUCACGGGGAAACCUUGUUGGCGUUAACCAUCCUGUGGCAACUAUAGCUAACUUGGAAUUGUCUGUUAUGUGUAGCUUUCCUUCCUCCAUCGCACUUGUUGCUAAUGAACCUGCAAAUACUCUCGAUGUUAUAGAGAUUGCUGCAAAUGCUUACCGUGGUCCUGGUCAAGUUCGUUCUUCUCCUAUCACAGUGGCCUAUGGAUGUACCAUACGCAUAGCUGCUGUUGGUCUACAUAUUACAAAAAAAGUUUUUGCAAAUUCAUCAUCUUUAUGCUUGAGUUGGGAACUAAUUGGUUGUAAGGAUCUGGCUUAUUGGAGGGACAAUGAGAGUUGCAAGAGAUCAAUGAAUAACAGUUGGGAGAGGUUUCUAGUUCUUAGCAAAAUUUCUGGACUGUGCACUGUUCGUGCUAGUGUUAUUGGCUUCUCUAAAACCAUGGUUAGCCAUCCCUUGGGAAAAGAAUAUUUGCGGGUUGAAAGUGCAACCGGUAUUCUUACGGAUGCUCUCCAGUUACAGUUGGUGCCUUCCUUGAGAGUAUUGCCAGAGUUUCUCUUAAUAGUUUUUGAUCCCGAAGCAAAGGCAAAUUUGUCUAUUUCUGGUGGGACUUGCUUUCUAGAUGCUGUUACAAAUGACACACAUGUGGCACGCAUUGCUCAGCCUUCAGAAAAUACCAAAUGCUCUCACCUAAUAGUCAGUCCUAAUGGACUGGGUACUGCUCUUAUGACCAUUCGUGACAUUGGACUUUCUCCUCCGCUGGUUGCUUUUUCUUUGGUCAAAGUUGCAAAUGUGGAGUGGAUUAAGAUUGCUUCUGAAGAAGAGAUAAGCCUCAUGGAAGGGACUAUUAGAACUUUUGAAGUUGUAGCAGGAACCAAUGAUGGAUAUAUCUUUGAGUCCUCCCAGUUCGCAUUUAUGAAUAUUCAUGUCCAUCUGGAGGAUGGAAUAGUUGAGGUUAUUGGAAAGAAUAAUUCUUCAAGCAUUGUAAUGGUUUGCUCUAAUUUUUCAGUUAGAGCUGCAACUGUGGGAAUUACAACUAUUUAUGUCCGGGCGAGGCAACGGUCUGGACAUGAAAGAUUAAGUCAAAGUGUUAAGGUUGAAGUUUACAAACCAUUGCAAUUGCAUCCUGAUUAUAUUUAUCUCACGCCUGGUUCUUCUUAUUUGCUCACAGCCAAAGGUGGUCCAAUCACUGGAGGAUUUAUGGAGUAUGCAAGCAUGGAUGAAGCGACUGCAGUAGUUCAGGCAUCUUCUGGAAAACUUUCUGCUAUAUCCAUUGGGAAUGCUACAGUCCGUGCUGCAGUUUAUGGACAAACAGGCGAGCUAAUCUGUGAAGCAUAUAGUAGAGUAGAAGUCGGGGUCCCAUCAAUAAUGAUUUUGAGUUCGCAGAGUGACCAGCUAUGUAUUGGUUGCAAAAUGCCAAUCUUUCCCUCGUUUCUUCAGGGAAGCUUAUUUUCUUUCUAUGAGGUAUGCAAUAACUAUGAAUGGACGGUGGACAAUGAAAAGACUGUGCACCGUGAAGAUGGCGGAUCCUUGACAUCAGUUGUCGAGAAAGUGCAAUUGCAGUGUGCGGAUGGAUGGUCCACUUUCUGUAAUUUCAGUGAUAGUGAUGUUGGAUUUAUCAAGGAAUUGUUUGGACGAUCUUCUGGCAGAGCAGAAGUUUCUGUUUCAUUUUCUUGUGACUUCCUAUUAUCCGGCACCACACAAACUGUACAUUACACUGCUUCCAAGACCUUGACAGUGGUGCCUGAUCCUCCCCUCGCACUUGGCAUGCCAAUAACAUGGGUUCUCCCCCCAUCCUAUACAACUUCUGAUCUUCUGCCAAGUUUGACAGACUCUUAUGGGUUAGAUGUGCAUAGUCACAGGAAAGGAGUCGUUUAUUCUGUAUUGAGGACAUGCGAAAGCAAGCACGACUCUAUUUCUAUCCAUGGUGGUAAAAUCAGAACUAGGGACAGCAAUGAUUUAGCUUGCAUACUGGGAAAAGACCUAACUACUCGAAGGACGGAAAUUGCAUCAUGUGUACGAGUUGCCCAGGUGGCACAAGUAAGGGUAUCUGCAGGAGAAAAUUCUUUCCAUUCGGCAUACCUUGGUGUCAAUGCAAGGCUGGAGUUGAAAAUUGACUACUGUGAUGAGUUGGGAUUCAAAUUUGCUGAAGCAAAUGGUGUGGUUCCACUGGAUGUUGAAAUUAAUUACCCAAAUGUACUAUCCAUUCAAAUGUCUGAUGCUGGAAGUAUAACUUCUGCUGAAAAAAUCAUUCUGCAGGCGAAGGGUCCAGGGAGAGCUCUUGCAAGGAUAUCGAUCAGUCACAAUCCAAAUAAGGCAGAGUUCAUUCUGGUAUCAGUUGGUGCACAGCUGUAUCCUCAGAAUCCGGUUCUGAACGUGGGGAAUGCUAUUAAUUUUUCUGUAAUUGCUGAUGAUGGUCUUCUACCAGGUCAGUGGUUUUGCAGCAAUGAAAGUGUUUUGUCUCUAAAUAAAAUUACUGGAGAAGCUCAUGCGUCUGCUGUAGGUCGAACUCAAGUUUUCUUUCAGAGUUCCAACUUCAAAUUGCAGACCGUGGCUAGUGUGAUUAAAUUGAAUCAGAUUAUAGUUGAUACUCCAUCAGGCACCUUAACUAAUGCUCCAUUUCCUUCAAAAGGCUACAAGUUUGAUGUCAAGCUUAG
Messenger RNA from Dendrobium catenatum, 5898 nucleotides. RefSeq names its product nuclear pore complex protein GP210. Lineage: Eukaryota; Viridiplantae; Streptophyta; Magnoliopsida; Asparagales; Orchidaceae. The record is from RefSeq and is a predicted model, not a curated record.